AUGAUGGUUGUAAUGGUGGACCAAACUAACUUGGCCUCCCUCAGACUUAAAUUACAUACAAGGUACUUUCUGAAUUUUCUGGAGCCGGUUAACAAUAUCACCAUAGUCCAAGGCCAGACAGCGAUUCUUCACUGCAAGGUGGCCGGAAACCCGCCGCCCAGCGUGCGGUGGCUGAAGAACGACGCCCCGGUCGUGCAGGAGCCCCGGCGCAUCAUCAUCCGCAAGACGGAAUACGGUUCUCGGCUGCGGAUCCAGGACCUGGACACGACGGACACCGGCUACUACCAGUGCGUGGCCACCAAUGGGGUGAAGACCAUCACCGCCACUGGCGUCCUGUUCGUGCGGCUCGGUCCAACACACAGCCCAAAUCAUAACUUUCAAGACGACUACCAUGAGGAUGGAUUCUGCCAGCCUUAUCGGGGAAUCGCCUGUGCACGUUUCAUUGGGAACCGGACCAUUUAUGUGGACUCUCUCCAGAUGCAGGGGGAGAUUGAAAACCGAAUCACAGCUGCCUUCACCAUGAUCGGCACCUCCACGCACCUGUCGGACCAGUGCUCGCAGUUCGCCAUCCCGUCCUUCUGCCACUUCGUGUUCCCGCUGUGCGACGCGCGCUCCCGGGCGCCCAAGCCGCGCGAGCUGUGCCGGGAUGAGUGCGAGGUGCUGGAGAGCGACCUAUGCCGCCAGGAGUACACGAUUGCGCGCUCCAACCCGCUCAUCCUCAUGCGGCUGCAGCUGCCCAAGUGCGAGGCAUUGCCCAUGCCCGAGAGCCCGGACGCCGCCAACUGCAUGCGCAUCGGCAUCCCAGCCGAGAGGCUGGGCCGCUACCAUCAGUGCUACAACGGCUCAGGCACGGAUUACAGAGGGACGGCAAGCACCACCAAGUCGGGACACCAGUGCCAGCCGUGGGCCCUGCAGCAUCCCCACAGCCACCACCUGACCAGCGCCGACUUCCCCGAGCUCGGAGGAGGGCACGCCUACUGCCGGAACCCUGGAGGGCAGAUGGAAGGCCCCUGGUGCUUCACGCAGAAUAAAAACGUACGCAUGGAACUGUGUGACGUACCCUCUUGUAGCCCCCAAGACAGCAGCAGGAUGGGAAUUCUGUACAUCUUGGUUCCGAGCAUCGCCAUUCCCCUGGUCAUCGCAUGCCUUUUCUUCUUGGUCUGCAUGUGCCGGAAUAAACAGAAGGCUUCUUCCUCCACGCCCCAGAGGCGGCAGCUGAUGGCCUCACCCAGCCAGGACGUGGAAAUGCCUCUCAUCAACCAGCACAAGCAGGCCAAACUCAAGGAGAUCAGCUUGUCCACGGUGAGGUUCAUGGAGGAGCUCGGGGAGGACCGGUUCGGCAAGGUCUACAAAGGGCAUCUGUUCGGCCCGGUGCCGGGCGAGCAGACCCAGGCCGUGGCCAUCAAGACGCUGAAGGACAAAGCGGAGGGGCCACUCCGGGAGGAGUUCCGGCACGAGGCCCUGCUGCGGGCACGGCUGCAGCACCCCAAUAUUGUCUGCCUGCUGGGCGUGGUGACCAAGGACCAGCCCCUCAGCAUGAUCUUCAGCUACUGCUCGCACGGCGACCUGCACGAGUUCCUGGUCAUGCGCUCACCGCACUCGGACGUGGGCAGCACAGACGACGACCGCACGGUGAAGUCUGCCCUGGAGCCCCCCGACUUUGUGCACGUGGUGGCGCAGAUCGCCGCGGGCAUGGAGUACCUGUCCAGCCACCACGUGGUCCACAAGGACCUGGCCACCCGCAACGUCCUCGUGUAUGACAAGCUGACCGUGAAGAUCUCGGACUUGGGGCUUUUCCGCGAAGUGUACUCGGCCGACUACUACAAGCUGACGGGGAGCGCGCUGCUGCCCAUCCGCUGGAUGUCUCCUGAGGCCAUCAUGUACGGCAAAUUCUCUGUGGACUCGGACAUCUGGUCCUAUGGCGUGGUCCUGUGGGAGGUGUUCAGCUACGGCCUGCAGCCCUACUGCGGCCACUCCAACCAGGACGUGGUGGAGAUGGUCCGGAGCCGGCAGGUGCUGCCCUGCCCCGACGACUGCCCCGCCUGGGUGUACGCGCUGAUGAUCGAGUGCUGGCACGAGUUCCCGAGCCGGCGGCCCCGCUUCAAGGACAUCCACAGCCGGCUGCGGGCCUGGGGCAACCUGUCUACCUACAACAGCUCGGGCCAGACCUCAGGCGCCAGCAACGUCACGCAGACCAGCUCCUUGAGCACCAGCCCCGUCAGCAACGUCAGCAACACCCGCUACGGGGGCCCCAAGCAGAAGACCCAGCCCUUCCCGCAGCCCCAGUUCAUCCCCAUGAAGGGCCAGAUCAGACCCAUGGUACCCCCUCCCCAGCUCUACAUCCCCGUCAAUGGGUACCAGCCCGUGCCGGCCUACGGGGCCUACCUGCCCAACUUUUACCCAGUCCAGAUCCCGAUGCAGAUGGCCCCGCAGCAGGUACCCGCCCAGAUGGUGCCCAAGCCUGGCUCCCACCACAGUGGCAGUGGCUCCACCAGCACGGGGUACGUCACCACCGCGCCCUCCAACACCUCCGUGGCAGACAGGGCAGCCCUGCUCUCGGAGGGCACUGAGGACACGCAGAAUGUCCCGGAAGACGUGGCCCAGAGCCCCGUGCAGGAAGCAGAGGAGGAGGAGGACGGCUCCGUCCCCGAGACUGAGCUGCUGGGAGACAAUGACACCCUGCAGAUGGACGAGUCUGAGGUCCAGCUGGAAGCCUGA
Lipotes vexillifer (Yangtze River dolphin) is the source of this 2718-nucleotide messenger RNA. RefSeq names its product receptor tyrosine kinase like orphan receptor 2 (gene ROR2). Lineage: Eukaryota; Metazoa; Chordata; Mammalia; Artiodactyla; Lipotidae. Gene Ontology annotation, biological process: protein phosphorylation; cell surface receptor protein tyrosine kinase signaling pathway; positive regulation of kinase activity. The record is from RefSeq and is a predicted model, not a curated record. The coding region runs from base 1 to 2718 and encodes 905 amino acids. Gene Ontology annotation, molecular function: Wnt-protein binding; transmembrane receptor protein tyrosine kinase activity; ATP binding. The transcript has 8 exons. Gene Ontology annotation, cellular component: plasma membrane; signaling receptor complex.